Messenger RNA from Zychaea mexicana, 3655 nucleotides. RefSeq lists its product as uncharacterized. The transcript is spliced from 8 exons. NCBI's taxonomy places the organism in Eukaryota, Fungi, Mucoromycota, Mucoromycetes, Mucorales, Lichtheimiaceae. Bases 52 to 3381 code for a protein of 1109 amino acids. Gene Ontology annotation, molecular function: RNA binding. The record is from RefSeq and is a predicted model, not a curated record.
CUCUCUCUUUCUGUUUAUUCCUUCCUCUUUUAUAUCCGCCCUCUCGUUUCCAUGGACUUCACCUGGAUAUCCGAUGUCACCGGCACUCGAAAGCAUCCGCCGUACCUGUCAAAGCCAUCUACUGCCGGUCCUUCACCCUCAUUAGUAAGAACGCUUGAUAACUCUUCGUUGCGAACAGCGUCAGCAGCACCUGGCGGCAACACAACCACCACCGUCCGCCGACCUAGGGCGGGAACCAUGCCUGCUUCGAUGUUUCCUUAUGCAUCCGAAAGUUACAUGUCCUCAACGCUGGGUGCUCCGUUAGUCUCUUCUACCGAUGCAACCUCCUCUUCAGCAGCAUCAGCAGCAGCAGCGGCGGCAUCAAGGCAUAGAUCCGGGUCGGCCACGUUUGCAACGGAAAGUGGCCUUGGUGCAACGUUGUUCAGUUCCGCUCUCAGCCCAUCGUCGUCCAUUGAUGCACCUGUGUCGUCGGUUGACGAAGCAGCUGGUGGUACCAUUGUCAGCACCUUGGCUUCGCUCGGUUUAGAUGAUGACUCAACCUAUCAAGACCACCACACUCACAACCACCGUAGCAGCAGAAGCAACAACGACAACAGCAAUGGUAGUUAUGCACCUUUACCAGCCCUGUCGAUCACAGCAAGUGGUACGCCGUCGACCAGUAUUCCCGCUGCGGGUGGUACUGGCUUGCCUACACCUGUCCGCAGCCGGGCUUAUACAGUGGGAACACGGAUGGAACGACCGAAUAUCGGCAGGUUGUUGGCUCCUUCAACCAUGCGGUUUGACCCGUUUUCUUUGGAAAACGAACAAACGACACAGCAGCAGCAGCAGCAGCAGCAACAACAACAGAGACCGCGUGCCAUUAGCUUGGGCAUGGUCGAUGAAUCACCUGCCAUCCCUCCGUCACUUCAACUAAUGUACCAGACACAGCAACAGCACCAACAGCAAGCAUCUUUGCGAACCUCGCGCAGUAGUAAUAAUUUAUUGGACGUGUUGAGCUACAACGACGAGGGUCAUGAUUAUCAACAGCAGGAUCUGAUCACCGCUGCAUCAUCGUCCUCAACGCCAUCCUCCCCUUCGUCUGCAGCUGCACAGAUCCCUUCGCGUGCGCUGUGGCUAGGCAAUAUCACGCCGUCGCUGAGCAUCUCUGAUCUUCUUCAGCUGUUUUCGUGCUACGGUACUGUGGAGAGUGCCCGAAUUUUAUCGGACAAAGAAUGCGCGUUUGUUAACUUCACGAAUGUGGAGUCGGCGGUGGCUGCUAGGAAUGAUCUUGAAACACGGCUGGGAAGUAAACUGCAGGGUGCAACCGUCCGUGUCGGAUAUGGAAAAGCCGAUGUCAGUCAAGCCAUGGCGAACACAACCGAAGCUGGUCCGAAUGCUCAAGGGCCUACACGUGCAUUGUCGAACAUGAACCCGGGAAUCCUGCGGACGAUUUUUCAGCCAUUCGGGGCGAUCGAAUCUGUUCGCGUUCUGUCACACAAAAACUGUGGUUUUGUGAAUUUUGAGCAGCAGCAAGAUGCAGUGCGUGCACGCAGAGCAUUACAAAACAAAGAGAUUCUGGGUCCAGGUACAGGCGCUGUGCGCAUUGGAUUUGCUAAGGCGCCAGUGCUAGGAACAGCAGCACCCAAUGUGAUACCACCACCACCACCAGCAGCGACGAUCGAUGAAGUCGAUGAUCGGGAUGGAUUUAACCUGCAUGCAACACUGUCGGCUGCUUCGGCAGCUGCAUCCUCCCCAGACACAUACCAGGCCACUCAGUGGGCUGCUGCGAUGAUGAUGUCGAGUAUGAUGAAAGGUGUCAUCGGUCAGCAGUAUAACCCUGCGCAGCCGUCAGCAGCAGCAACAACAGCAGCGCAUCCUACCAGCUUGUAUGCUGCGAUUGCAGCUGAACGGCGCUUUAUCAUGCAGCAGCUAGAUCAUGAGACUGUAUCAGCAGAAGAAGCAUCACAAGAUGAAAGAGCCCCCAUGACGUAUUGCUCUGCCAUUCCUUUGGUACCUGAGCUGGGCUCAGAUCGAAAACUAGAACCAUUACGUUUGCGGGAAAUGAGAAAGCGAUUAGAUAAUGGACAGGCGUUGCAGGAUGUCGAAAACAUGGCUUUAGAAUGCAUGGACGAAGUUGUAGAGCUUUGUAAUGAUUAUAUUGGCAACACAGUGAUCCAAAAAAUUUUUGAGUUCUGCACCGACGAGACACGACUUUGCAUGUUGGAGCGUAUUGCGCCUUUCCUUGCCUCGAUUGGUGUCCACAAGAACGGUACCUGGGCUGCGCAAAAGAUCAUUGACCACGCAAACACACCUACCCUUAUUCAAAUCAUCUCUACACACAUUGCGCCGUACGUGCCCUUGCUAUUACUAGACCAAUAUGGAAACUACGUUGUCCAAUGCUGUCUACGCAAAGGCGCCGACUCGAGCCAAUACAUCAUGGAUGCGAUUGCCGACAAGUGCUGGGAAAUUGGACAGGGAAGAUUCGGCGCACGUGCAGUACGAGCGAUCCUUGAAAAUCCCGUCGUUACUAGAGAACAACAGGUAUAUGUUGGAGCGGCUAUCAUCCAGAACGCUGUUUUGUUGACAACAAACGCCAACGGCGUCCUCUUGUUGAUCUGGCUUUUGGACACAUCCGAACUGCCUGGUCGAUUCGGCGCUUUAUGUCCACGUUUGCUUCCUUAUCUGAGUAAGCUUUGUACACACAAGCUCGGCGCCAUGACAAUCUACAAAAUGAUCAACCAAUGCCAAGAUUUGGAUGCCCGGAACUUGCUUCUGAACGCCAUAUUUAACGAAGCUGCUUUACUCGACGAUGUCUUGCGUGACCAGGUGCAUGGGCUUGGUCUUGUGCAAAAAAUUAUUGCUAUUGCUCAACUUGAUCGCCGUGAUGAGCUUGUCAAGCUGGUUAUGGAAUCAUUGACCGAACGCCUUCAUGUACAAGCAACGACGCAAGCUUACAAGCGGCUUUUUGAAGAGAUUGAGCAGCAGCAGCAGCAGCAGCAACAACAACAACAAGGCGAGUCAUCAACACCUGCAAUAGCAACUGUAAAGGAAUUAAACGAAGAACACAGCUGCGAUGAACAUCAACAGCAAUGGACACAAAGCCCUCAAGCAGUAGCAAUGAUGGCAAACAUGUAUGCAGCUGCCAUGGCAACAGCUGCAGCAACCAUGCAGCAUACUGUACCUGCACCGGCACCAGCAAUGCCUGAUUUGACCCAAUUUGACAACCUGAUCAAAUCAUUGCUACGGAACAGCACUACUCCUUCUAGUACUGCAACAAAUGCCGUUGCUACAGCCUCGAUCAAAGAUCAACAGGGAGGAGAAAAAGAGUCAGUUGACAUAAAUAACGAUGUUUGCGACGAUGACGGGGACAACAAAAAUAAUCCCCAGCAACAACAACAGUAAUAAGUUCUUACUAUAAAAAUGAGUAUUCCCCCACCUCUAUUCUAUCCAUUCUUUUUGUAUAAUUUCUGUUUUCCCUAUUUGGUAGAUGUAAUGCCCUAAACGUAUUGUUGCCUAUACGCAUUUCCCCCCCCCCAUCCCCUUCCUAUACCUUUGUUUAAAAUAGUUAAUAGUAGCUCUACAAGAACAAAAAAAAAUGUAAAUAUAGUAAAGCAUGUUAUGUCCAGCAGUUUCCCCUUCUAUUGUCACCAUGGUGAGUAAUUACUGUAUAAAUAUG